UCCUCAAGUCGCAGCUGAUCACGAGCGUCCAGCGCUAUUUCCUCGAGUUCCUGGAGCACUUCGAGCUGAGCGCCGACGACCGUGGCCUCCGGAAGGGCGAGAAGUAUUAUGUGGAGCAGGCAAAGCUGAUGGUCCGCGAGAAGAAGAACACCCUGUACGUCAACGUCUCCCACCUGGCGGAGGUCCGCCCUGAGCUGGUGACCUUCGACCCGACGGACCUCCAGCACGUGAUCGAGUCGAAGUACAUGAUGGCGCGCGACGCCCUCAACGCCGCCGUGCCCGAGCUGCUGGGGAAGCUGGAGGACCCGGAGCUCCAGAGGCUGGUGAAGCAGGCGCGCGAGAAGGACGAGACCAAGUUCGUGGCCGCCUUCUGGAACAUGGGCACCCACAGCGGCAUCCGGGACCUGCGCACCGACCAGCUGGGCAAGCUCGUGACGGUGUGCGGCACGCAGUUCAAGUGCACCAUGCCGGUGGCUUGCCCCGGGCGCAAUUGCGGCAACCGGACCAGCUGGACGUUGCUGGCCGAGAGCCGCACCACGCGGUGGGGCGACUGGCAGCGCAUCCGCCUGCAAGAGCCGAAGAAGAAACGAAGUGCGUAA
Messenger RNA from Prorocentrum cordatum, 599 nucleotides. Lineage: Eukaryota; Dinophyceae; Prorocentrales; Prorocentraceae. The record is from the annotation of a GenBank genome assembly.